Messenger RNA from Mya arenaria, 2935 nucleotides. Its product is annotated as paired box protein Pax-7-like. Bases 321 to 1790 code for a protein of 489 amino acids. Gene Ontology annotation, biological process: regulation of transcription by RNA polymerase II; anatomical structure development. Gene Ontology annotation, molecular function: RNA polymerase II cis-regulatory region sequence-specific DNA binding; DNA-binding transcription factor activity, RNA polymerase II-specific. Lineage: Eukaryota; Metazoa; Mollusca; Bivalvia; Myida; Myidae. The transcript is spliced from 7 exons. The record is from RefSeq and is a predicted model, not a curated record.
AUUACACAUAUUUUAAUGAAUCUUUAAUACAUGCAGAUACCUUUCUAUGCCUUAUUUAAAAAGCAACCAAUACCGUUUAGUAACCCAGUUUAAACUUCGAAAUAUCACACCACAGUAUCAAAUUCUUAUCCCAUUCGCAUCAGUGAUAAGCACAUAAAUAUUGAUACCAGUCAUUAAACGGACACUUACAUAUCGUCAAGAAUUAAUAAGGACUAAUUAUUAAUUCGUAAACGAAUCACGGAUAAUUAUAUUGUCGUUAUCAAUUUCACACCUAAGGUUCAAAUAACUGAUAAGCCGCGACAAGUGAACUCUACUUAUUAAUGCAUCUAAUUAGUGCACCAGGAAACUUCAAAGGGACAUCAAAAAGGCCGCCGGAGACGCCAACAAGGAUGCUGAACCCAGUAUUUCCCUACCACCUUGCGGGGCUCGGGCUCAUGACCAGCUUUCCAAUAGAAGGUCAAGGACGUGUUAACCAGUUAGGAGGGGUAUUCAUCAAUGGACGGCCGCUCCCGAACCACAUCCGGUUGAAGAUUGUUGAACUUGCCGCUCAGGGUGUCCGUCCGUGCGUGAUCAGCCGCCAGUUGCGAGUCUCUCAUGGAUGCGUCUCAAAGAUCCUACAGCGCUACCAAGAAACUGGAAGUAUCCGCCCGGGCGUCAUCGGUGGCUCCAAGCCGCGAGUCGCCACUCCGGACGUUGAGAGGAAAAUCGAGCAAUACAAACGGGACAACCCUGGAAUCUUCAGCUGGGAGAUUCGAGACCGUCUCCUGAAAGAGGGACAUUGUGAUCGGAGCAGCGUCCCUAGCGUGAGCUCCAUUAGCCGCGUCCUCCGCGCCAAGUUCAAUAUUAAGGGCUCAGAUGGGGAUUCCGGAAGUGAGGGACCGGAUGAGAGCGACAGUGAGCGAGUGGAGUACAGGGGGAAUAACCACAACAUUGAAGGCAUUUUGGGGGAUUCGAAAAUAUCGCCAAAACCGGAAGCCGAUGAUGAGGAUCACUCCGACUGUGACUCGGAGCCCGGAAUCCAACUGAAGCGGAAACAACGGAGGAGCAGGACUACUUUUACCGCGGAGCAAAUGGAGGAAUUAGAACGCGCCUUUGAACGCACGCACUAUCCGGAUAUUUAUACGCGUGAGGAAUUAGCGCAGAUGACGAAACUUACGGAGGCAAGAGUACAGGUAUGGUUUAGUAACAGGCGUGCGCGUUGGCGGAAACAGAUGGGUAGCGGCCAGAUGUCGGCCCUUAACUCCCUCCUGCAGGUGCCUCCCUCUGCCGUGUCUUCCGGUCCCUACAUGCUCCAUGACUCCACACCGUACUCCUUUCCCGCAGCACAGGACGCCAUAUGGCACCGGUCCCCAAUGUCGUCUGCCAUGUCAGCUAUGACGCACACGAUGACGUCAUCAAACCUGAAAUCAGAACACAGCCACGCGCCGGCCUAUCAUAACAUUAUGGACAACUACUUCAGCCAUGCAAGUCAGAUGCAUUCCCUGGCAAGUCUUCAGACGAGCCUCCCUUCCACAGAGGGUUUUCCUCCUACAUCUUCGUGGCCCAAUCAAAACACGCCUAGCUCCACGCAUGCGUUUAACGGAUACUCGGCAGCCAGUCAUAUGCACCAUUUUAAUGACGUCACGAAAAACGCCAUACCUUACAAUUCACAUCUUUGUUCAGUGAACAAUGUGGACCGAUAUGUGGCAGACGAGAGUUUAGCUGCCCUCCGCCUUAAGUCACGUGAACAUUCGGUAGCCCUCGGUUUGCUCGGCACUGGUGACAGCGGAAGAGUAUCUGCUGGAUUUUGACGUCAUCAUGUGACGUCAUUUUGACCGAACUUCGUGUGUGUUAGUGAAAUAAGUCAUACUAAAUCUGACUUAAUGCGUUAUUCUUCAGAAAUACGGGCUGGCAGGCGUAUGGCGAUUUGCAUCCACCUUUGAUAGGGUAAUGCCGGACGUGAGCAAACCGGAUGAAAAUCGGAUCAGAUUACGUUCAAAAUGCUUGAAUUGAACAAAAACCUGUAUCUGAUUUUGGCUUACCUACCAUGACAGCCGUUUACAAACAUACAUCAAACCGAAUGACACGAGGGAGUGAACUGUCUCAUUUUUGAAAAUCAAGCAACUAUGUCUCAUUUCGUACAGAUGCACGAACAGUGGAGAAGUGGUGAUAUAAAUACACGAGAAUUAAUCUUGGUAACGGUUUCUACGCAUUGGUUUCGAGUUUGUCGUCAAGCAUAUGGUGAUGUUUAAAGUAUUUAUAAUAAUCUUCUAAUGUGCCAGGCGUAUCCGAUAUAACGAACAAUAUCCGUAAGAAUAUGUACAGAGAUCUGGGCCUGGUUUCACAAAAAAACAAUAAAGCAAACUUAGCAAAUGUUAUUGGAGUGUUAUAAUUUUUGUCUAAUCCAAGUAUAGAAUUUCGGGAUUUUUUUCAUGUCUAAGUUCCCGUAAAUUGGACUAUGCUUCUUAUGAUGUUAAAUUUGAUAUAAAUAUAAAAUAAAUGUAUGUGUUACCGUGAGAAAACGGACAACUUUCCAAGGUGUGUUACGUUUUAUAGUUUUGGUUUGUUCUUAAAAGAUAAUUUUGCCUGAUUGAUCUUCGGAUACAUUUUUAAUACGCUAUCUUUUAAAGGAAUAACCUAAUACACCCGUACCUGUGUUUAUUCAAAACAAACUGAAAUGUAUAUAUUGAAAGCUUAACACAGUCAGUAUUGGUAAUUAAAACACCAUAUAUACUAUGUCAAACAAGUGUGCCUUUAUUACCAUUAUUAUGUUUUGUAUACAUUUAAAUUGUUUUUCUAUCGUUUGAUUUAAUAACAACACGAUGUCUGAGACGAAAGGCCUUAAAAUCUACUGAUUUAAAAUUAUGGAUGUCAUAAUGUAUAAAUAAUUAAUAUACGUUGUUUGUGUAUUUGAUUUAUAACUGUUUGUAAAUUAAAAUAUGAUGUGUUGAUCAAU